AUGUCGUUUUGGCGCUACUAUACGCAACUGCACCAGACUUCAGAUGGUUUUGAUACGACAUUACCUGCACGGUUACCUACUACUCUGAAUCAUCCUUUAAUUAAUCCGUCGGAUAUGAAUGGAAAUGGGAAGAGAAAUCUGAGAAGCGUUGUAGUGAGUCCUGUACAACAUAGAGCGUUGGAUUACGGUAGCCGAGAGCCAGAUCACGAUGUCAACGGGUCGAUAAUGAGUGCAAAUCUUCACUUCGCCAUACUGUCCGGUGAGGACGGUGCUUCUUAG
Messenger RNA from Necator americanus (New World hookworm), 279 nucleotides. RefSeq lists its product as uncharacterized. The record is from RefSeq and is a predicted model, not a curated record. The coding region runs from base 1 to 279 and encodes 92 amino acids. NCBI's taxonomy places the organism in Eukaryota, Metazoa, Nematoda, Chromadorea, Rhabditida, Ancylostomatidae. The transcript is spliced from 2 exons.